This is a messenger RNA of Penicillium paradoxum, 882 nucleotides long. Its product is annotated as RTA1 domain-containing protein. Bases 1 to 882 code for a protein of 293 amino acids. Gene Ontology annotation, cellular component: plasma membrane; fungal-type vacuole. The transcript is spliced from 3 exons. The record is from RefSeq and is a predicted model, not a curated record. Lineage: Eukaryota; Fungi; Ascomycota; Eurotiomycetes; Eurotiales; Aspergillaceae.
AUGGCGAGCUAUAGCACGUGCUUCGAAGUGGGCCCUCGAUGCCCGGUUGAAGCCACAACGUACGGUUAUUACCCCAACUUUGGCGGAAAUGUCUUUUUCACGGUCUUCUUUGGCGUACUGGGGAUAUGCCAAGCAGGUCUGGGAAUCUACUACCGAACAUGGACCUUUUUGACAGCUCUUCUCAUCGGUACCCUCAUGGAAAUGGCAGGGUAUAUUGGCCGAGUCCUCAUGAACGAUAAUCCGUGGUCCAGUUCUGCAUUCAAGCUUCAAAUCGUGUGUCUGGUGCUCGCACCAACCUUCAUUGCAGCCGGUAUUUACCUUACAUUGAAGCAUAUCAUUCUGAACCUGGGAGCCGAGCACUCACUCUUAAAGCCACGUCUGUUUACCUGGAUCUUCAUCGGUUGCGAUGUUGGUUCUCUCAUCUUGCAGGCAGCCGGAGGUGGUGUCGCUGCAGCUGCUGGCAAGGCAGAUGUGAAAAUGCUCAAGGCAGGAAACAACAUUAUCCUCACUGGUAUCGCCUUCCAGGUUGCGACUAUGGGUGUAUGUGGAUUAUUUGCCGCCACUUUCUUCUGGAAAGUCUUCCGGAGCGGUGAUGGAUUCUCAGGCGAGAAGAAUCUCGACACUAGCGUUUCGCCAAUGGUAUCCAAAUGGAUGCCAUACCUCAUCUGUGCUGAAGUCUUUGCUUAUAUUACUGUGUUGAUUCGGUGCAUCUAUCGUAUCCCGGAGAUGGCAGGCGGUUGGGGAAACCCACUGAUGCAGGAGGAGAAUGAAUUCCUGAUUUUAGAUGGAAUGAUGCUUGCUCUGGCCUGUCUGACCUUCACGAUCUUCCAUCCUGGAAUCUUCCUCCCCUCGAUGCGCUCGGCGCCCAAAAGCCGCCCAUAA